UAAAAAUCCGAACGCAGUGCAUGCAGUGCAUGUAACCAUGCCGCUCUUUUCCCCUCUCCCCGGCCUCACCCCGGGCGGCAGUGGCCGCCUCCCACCGCCAUGGCGCCCCUGCCGCGGGCGCACGCUCCGGCACCUCUAACCCGGGAAGCGGAAGGGAUCCAGGAACCCGCUGAGGGGUCGUGACGUGCCUCGUGGCUCUCCCCGCGCGGUCUCGUCCCUCCCUGCGGCGCCGAGUAUAGCCAGCUGCAAGGAAAAGCACCUCGGACAGCCCUAGCCUGUACGCUAAGCACACAUCGGGGUGGGACAGCAUCAGCAGCCUCCAGAGGAGAACAUUUUAACUCACAGCAGUUUAAGAGCUUUGCUACUGUGGGAAAAGCAUGACUGCAUCAUGACUGUAACCGGUAAUUCCUCCCUGUCACAACGGAGGGCUGUGCAUGUGCCACAUUCAGCUCUGCCAGCGCUUACGGUCCUUCCACUCACCGUUCCAUUAUUAAGAACAUGGUGCUGCAGUCCUCAUUCAAGAGCUGCCUGCCGCUGUCUUGCCUCCUCAGGACUCCCAGAGCUGGCUUCGGAGGCACAGCUAGGGGGGGGCUCAUCAUCCAGUCUGUGUCUAAUGAUGUUUACCAAAAUCUAGCAGUGGAAGACUGGAUCCAUGACCACAUGAAUUUGGAGAACCAGCAGGUCCUUUUCCUGUGGAGAAAUUCCCCAGCUGUGGUAAUAGGAAGACACCAAAAUCCCUGGCAGGAGUGUAACCUCCAGCUGAUGAGGCAAAAGAACAUAAAGCUAGCCCGGAGGAGGAGCGGGGGAGGGACGGUGUACCAUGACUUAGGCAAUAUCAAUUUGACUUUCUUCACAACCAGGAAAAAAUAUGAGCGAAUGGAAAACUUGAAACUAGUUGUGAAGGCACUGAAAGCCUUGCGGCCGCAGCUAGAUAUCCAUGUCACUGACAGGUAUGACAUCUUGCUAGAUGGGCAGUACAAGAUCUCAGGUACUGCUGCAAAGCUGGGACGGACAACUGCUUAUCACCACUGUACCUUACUCUGUAAUGCUGAUAAAUUUGUUUUAUCUUCUGUACUGAAGAGUCCUUAUAAAGGACUGAAAAGCAAUGCCACUCCCAGUGUGCCUGCCUCGGUGAAAAACCUCUUCGAAGAGGAUCCUAGUUUAACUUGUGAGAUGCUGCUGGAUGCCAUUGCUGAAGAAUAUGCCGCACAGCACCAAAUAGAUCAUCACAUCACCUUAAUAAAUCCAACUGAUGAGACUGUGCUUCCUGGAAUCAAUGAUAAAUCUAAAGAACUACAAACCUGGGAAUGGGUGUAUGGAAAGACACCGAAGUUCAGCGUUAGCACGUGUUUUAACAUGAUCUAUAAAGAUUCUGUUCUUGAUGUUAAAGUGGACAUGGAUGUAAAGCAUGGAAGAAUUGAAGCCUGUGACAUCAAUCUGCCGCAGCAAUGGCUUCCUCCAGCACUGUGCAGUGAGCUGGUGAAGAGCCUUACAGGCAGUAAGUUUUGCCCAAAUGAAACGACUGCACUGUCAAGCACAUUGCUAAGAAUAUAUCCGCAAGAUUAUGAGUUGCACAGCAAGUGGAAUCUGUUAUGUGAGAAUAUGACAAUGUUAAUGUGAUUUGUGUUGUGAAAUUGUUAGUUAAACUUCUGCUUUUUUAGGCUAUUUAUUAAAAACAAAAUUAAAGGAUUAAUUUCUACAA
Numida meleagris (helmeted guineafowl) is the source of this 1702-nucleotide messenger RNA. It is a transcript of the gene LIPT1, whose product is annotated as lipoyltransferase 1. Gene Ontology annotation, cellular component: mitochondrion; cytoplasm. The record is from RefSeq and is a predicted model, not a curated record. Gene Ontology annotation, molecular function: lipoyltransferase activity. The coding region runs from base 499 to 1620 and encodes 373 amino acids. Gene Ontology annotation, biological process: protein lipoylation. NCBI's taxonomy places the organism in Eukaryota, Metazoa, Chordata, Aves, Galliformes, Numididae. The transcript is spliced from 2 exons.